UGCAAAAAUAUAGGUGUUUAUAGUUAGUCAUAAGUGGCAUAUGAAGAAACCGAAAAACAUGCCGAAAAAGUCACUUCUAUGUAUCUCUCUACCUAUCUACAAGGCAGCACGAAAUCUUCCUUAAUCUUAUUUUUAGGAAUCGUUUGUGUAAAUGAAGCUACAAAAAUAUUAUCAACAAAAUCACUACUAUACAAGGUAAACUAAUUAAUGGUAGAAGCAAUGUCACUAGUCACACCAACCAUGUGUCAUAUAUUUGAAUUCUACACUAUGCUUGAGGCUUACAUCCUCUCCCUUUUCAUGUUCUUGCAUGCUGCAUGAUCAAAUUAUUGCAAAUAUAUUAUCAAAUUAGACAAAAACAUAAACACCAAGAGAGAAAUGCUAGCUGACCAUCUAUUUCCUUCAAGAUUCAUCAACUGUGUUGUUUUCUUGAUUCAUGCCCUAAAAUGGGUGUGCCCAAUUUGUGGCCCUGCAUCUCCCUCCUUGUUCUCUCAAUCGAGACGUCGGCAUCCGCCAGAAGAAUCGCGCAGGAAGACGAAUAUUACAACAAGCUUCCUCCGCCGCCGUCGCCGACGGCCCCGGCCGUGUUCAAGCCGGGCACGACCGUGAUCGUGGCGGCGAUCAGCGCCGUCUUCACGAUCACCUUCAUGCUCCUCCUCUACGUGCAGCGCUGCAAGACCGCGGCGGGCUCCCGGGCGACCCUCCCGCUCGCCCGGGUCGACUCGGGGGUGAACCGGAAGGUGAUCCAGCAGCUGCCCCUCUUCCGGUUCGCCUCCCUCCGGGGCCAGAAGGACGGCCUCGAGUGCGCGGUCUGCCUGACCCGGUUCGAGGCGGAGGAGGUGCUCCGCCUCCUGCCCAAGUGCAAGCACGCGUUCCACGUGGAGUGCGUCGACACGUGGCUCGACCGGCACUCCACGUGCCCGCUCUGCCGCUACCGCGUCCGCCCCGAGGACGUGCUCCUCAUCGACUGCCACGGCAACGGCCGCCAGAAGGCGCUCCACAACUACCGCCCCUCCGUCGACCGCGUCAGCGCCGCCGCCGGGUCGAGCCGGCACUCCUCCGCCGGGGAGAGGAGCGCGCGGACGUCGGGGGGGACCGGGAUGCGGCGGCGGUCGUCGUUCGACGCGUGGAGCUCGCGGCGGAGGAGUAGCGGGAGGCUGUCGGUGAAUCUGAGCAGGAGAGACGAGCGGCCGGGGGCGCACGGGGAUAAGGAUACGCACCGGCUGGAGCACAAGAUUAUGGUGUCGGACGGCGGGGAAGCGGCGGAGGAGGGGCGGUGGCGGCGGAGGAGCGAGGUGCAGGCGGCGGCCGCGGAGGAGGAGGUGCUGUACCUCGGUACAGAAAUGCUGAUGGUAGGUGGAGAUGGGGAGGAGGAGGAGGAGAGUAGGAGUGAUGUUGGAGAGAGAAAGGGGAGAGAGAAAGAGGAAGAAGGGAUAGUAAAGAGAUUGAAGGAUUGGAUACCACAGUUCCAACAGCAGCACAAAACCCCUGCCAAAGCAGCUCCUGCCAAAUCAGCCCCUGCUUCUACUUCUUCUUCUGGUUCUCUUUAGAAACAGAGGAGACUUUCAUUGUUGCUCAAACUUGUAAAUUGCAAUAUGGAUUUCAACUCAAACAAUUUUGAUACUGCAA
This is a messenger RNA of Salvia miltiorrhiza (redroot sage), 1626 nucleotides long. Its product is annotated as RING-H2 finger protein ATL43-like. The transcript has a single exon. The coding region runs from base 444 to 1547 and encodes 367 amino acids. The record is from RefSeq and is a predicted model, not a curated record. NCBI's taxonomy places the organism in Eukaryota, Viridiplantae, Streptophyta, Magnoliopsida, Lamiales, Lamiaceae.